This is a messenger RNA of Ectocarpus siliculosus, 2541 nucleotides long. Lineage: Eukaryota; Phaeophyceae; Ectocarpales; Ectocarpaceae. The record is from the annotation of a GenBank genome assembly.
AUGGACCACUCUCCGAUCGCGUUCGUGUGUGCCGUUGCGGUCACGGCUGGCUUGGUGAGCACUUCUUCAGUGGAAGCGGGCAGCACGGGCAACCACAUCAUCGUCUCCGCCCCCGCGUGGGUGUCUCCGCGGACGGCGGUGGUGCCACCAGCAGGAGGCCAACGCGACGGCGCACUGCGUCAGCUAGUCUGGACCACCAGCACCACCAGCGCCCGAAGUGAUGGGUGCGAGGCUACGCCAAGUUCUCCGCAGGGUGGUGGUGCGUUUUGUCGCGAAAACCCGCUCUGGACCAAACAUGAGUCCGCCAUGUGGGUCAGGGGCGGGGCAAGCGACGGCGGCGGCGCCAACGGCGGGGGCGCUGAUCCAAGCGGCAAGAAGGCGGUCAAGCCGGGGUCGCCAUCAAAGGUUGCCGCGGAGAAGAGUGGGCCCGCACGGGGUGGGGGUGGAGCCGGGGGCGUGUGGGCCAGCGUCGCGAGAGCAUGGAGGGCGGUCCGUGGGGGGCGGCCGCACAACCACGGCAGCAACACCGGGGCAACCUCGGCUGUAGCAGACCCCAAGGCUAGCAGCGGCGGCGGGUCCCACAAUUCAAAGGUCGGGGGCGGGGCUGCAACUUCUCGCGAUGCAGGGGAGGAAACAGGUUCGAGCGGGGCAUCGCCAUCAGGGUCCGGUUCAGGUGCGACGACGAGGUCAGGCAAGGCUAGCAGCAGUCGGAGAACGAAGAGGAAUAGCAGCAAGAAGCGCUCGUUCCCCAGAGAAGGAACCGGCGGGGAGAGGCAGCAGCAGCGCGCACCGUAUUCGACAUCUAAUAGAAGAAACGUCUACGGCGCGGCUGCGGCCUCCUCGCCCCACUGGCAACCACAGCCGCAGCGAACGCCGGGAAGCUUUGUGGUCUCCUCUGCAGAGCGGGAACGCAGGGAGGUGGAGGUCAGGGACGCGCUCGUUCGGGCGGAGGGGGAGGUGGGCGGGGAGCACCCGAGAGUUGCCACGCUCCUCUUUCUCCUGUCGCGGAUAGUGCAGGAGAGGGGGGACUACACCGAGGCCGAGGAACUCUGUACCAGGGCGCUCAGCAUUUACGAGGCGGCGCUGGGCCCAGAACACCCGGAUGUCGGGGUGGCUUUGAACUGCCUCGCUAUGUCAUGGCAGGCUCAGGGAAAGCUUAUGGAGGCCGAGCCGCUGCACAAAAGGGCGCUCGAUAUCGCGCGAAGCACCACCGGCCCCGGCCACCCCACGGCCGCCUACUCUCUUCACGGACUAGCAGUCUUGGCACAGGCCCGAGGGAGGUUCGAUGAGGCGGAAACGCUGUUCCGAGAAGCCCUGGGGAUCAACGAGCGGGCCCACGGGAAUCGCCACCCGGAGGUGGCCUCCUGCCUCAACAGCCUCGCUGCCCUCCUGCAGGCUCGAGGAAGCUACGACGAAGCAGAAAUCCUCUUCACGAGAGCGCUGGAAGUGGACGAGGCGUGUUUUGGGUUGGAGCACCCCCGGGUAGCGGCGGGUUUGCACAACCUGGCGGCGUUGCUGCAGGCACAAGGGAAGCACGAGGAGGCUGACAGGCUACAAAGUCGAGCGUUGAAGACGUGGGAGAGGGAGUACGGCCCGGAACACCCCAAGCUAGCGGCGUUUCUGAACAACCAGGCAACGCUCCGCUUGGCGCAGGGUAAGCCCGACGAAGCGGAGAAGUUGGGGCUGCGCGCCCUGUCCAUCGUGGAGAAGGCGUACGGACCGGUGCACCCUGAGAUCGCUACGUGCCUCAACAACCUCAGCGCCUUGCUACAUGCGAGAAGGCGAGAUGACGAGGCUGAGCCACUAUGCCGCAGAGCGCUCCAGAUCUCGGAACAGAUCUACGGCUCAAACCACCCCAAGAUCGCUACCUGCCUCAACAACCUGGCUACUCAGGUGCAGGCAAGAGGGGAGUUCGAGGAAGCGGAGGAGAUGUUCACAAGGGCUUUGGACAUCGGCAGGCAGAUGUACGGCCCGUCGCACCCCAACGUGGCCACAGGUCUCUCGAACCUCGCCGGGCUCUUGAGAUGUCAGGGCAAGCUGGACGAGGCCGAGCCGCUGUAUCGGAAGGCGGUGGAAAUCGGCGAGACCGUUCUUGGACCUGACCACCCCGACCUCGCCACUUGGCUCAACAACCUGGCUACGCUCGUGAGGGAUAGGGGAGACCCGGAUGCCGCUGAGCCUUUGCAGAGGAGAGCGCUCGCCAUAGGGGAGAAAGUGCUGGGACCGGCUCACCCAGACUUGGGGGCGCAGGUCAUCAACCUGGCCUCGCUGCUGAGCGCACAAGGGAAAACCGAGGAGGCGGAGAGGCUGUUCAUUAGAGGUCUGGCUACGCUGGAGGCGGCUCACGGUCCCGAGCAUCCCGACGUCGCGGCCGUGCUGAGUCACUACGCAUCGAUGCUACAUCAAGAGGGGCGAGACGCGGAGGCGAAGGAGCUCAUCAAGCGGGCGCUAGCGACCGUGGAGAGAUUCUUCGGCCCUUCGCACCCCAUCGCCGUGCAAUUGCGAGCGAUCCUCGAACCGGGAGGAUGGGGCGCGGAUUGA